Molecule: messenger RNA, 1370 nt
Organism: Thalassophryne amazonica
Lineage: Eukaryota; Metazoa; Chordata; Actinopteri; Batrachoidiformes; Batrachoididae
Gene: ripply1
Product: ripply transcriptional repressor 1
Exons: 4
Coding region: 153-617 (154 amino acids)
Biological process (GO): embryonic pattern specification; negative regulation of transcription by RNA polymerase II
Cellular component (GO): nucleus
Source: RefSeq, a predicted model, not a curated record
ACCGGCUGAUCUGCGCUUUGGGCUGAACACACUCGAGCGGCUGCAUUUAAAAGGAGACACGUUCGUAUUUCACAUUCAGACAAACAAUUACAAAAAAAUAUUAGUAAUUGGCUUUUGGGAAGAAUUUUCCGGGCAGAAGAAGAAGCGGGAGGAUGAGCUCUGCGUGCCUGGUCGUCAAGCAGCCGUCCUUCGGUGAGGCGCCGUGGUCGCGCCCGCUGACAGUGAGCGGCAGCCCGGACACAAACGGCAGCCAGCGCUUGCUGUGGAGGCCGUGGUUAUCCAGCAGCAGGGAUGAACCGGGGCGAUGUACACAGACCAAGCUGUCUUAUCCUUCCUCCAGACCUACGAUACCAGGCUGCUUCUCUUCAGAUGGAAAGCCUCAGGUCUUCCAGCAUCCUGUCAGGCUGUUUUGGCCCAAAUCUAAGUCCUUUGACUAUCUGUACAGUGAUGGAGAGGCCCUACUCAGGAACUUCCCCAUCCAGGCCACCAUCAGCUUCUACGACGAGUCUGACAGCGAUGAUGAUGAAGAUGAUGAAGAUGGUGACGAGGAGGAGGACUGGGAGGAAGACUGCGAGUCCAACCUCAAACAGCAGUCUGAUUCCACCUCUUACAACUGAAAUACAGCAAACCUUUUUGAACAAUCUCCAUGGAGACAGCUGUCUGGUCCUUUACGGCAAUGACUGUUUACCAUUUAUUAGGCUUUGAAGCACAUUUUAUACACAUUUUUAUUGGUUUUAAACUCUAUUUUAAAGGGUGCCUGAGACAGAAUGUGUGACAUGCAGCAAACAAACCAACUCUGUGGAAAUGUGAGGACAAAUGAGACUAAUGUGCUUUAUUUCUGUUACAAAAUCAGAAUGAUGGUAUUUGCAGUUUAUUUUUUGUUGUUGCUGUUUUGUUUGUUUUUAGCACCGCUUUGUAAGGUGUGCUCGCCUCCUUGUAGUUUUGUCACAGUGCUCAAACCUCAGGGUGCAGUGAGGGAUUUACAAACCUCAGUAACAGGAGCGAAUUUAAGUUCCGAGUAGGCUCGAAUGUGAAUGAAGUAAUGCCUGGAGAUAUUCUGAAUUAUGUCCAUUUUCAUUCAGAUCAAGGUUUCACUUCCUUUCAGUGUGUACAGUAGCAGACAUCCACAAAGCCUCUUGUGUUCUCCCAUAUUGGGACAUCUGUCAUGUUUACAGUCAUUCUCAGGGUCUGAUCCUCUCCACUGUACAUAGAAUGUGAGCUAACUUAUAUUUGUAGAUAAUUUGUACAUAAACACAUAUUUAUGUUGCUUUUUAUACAUUUGUGCAUCAGUGUCACCAUCUGCUGUCUUAACACUGUCCAAACUGUGGUUGUUAAAAAAAAUAAAUAAAACUGUCUAUUUUAGGAAUGGA